AUGUUUCUUGUACUUAAUGAACUCAAGAAUGUAGGUGAAGAUAGACUCGCAAACUUCAACGCUUUGAAAUCAAUUAUAACGGAUAAUGAGAUUAGAAUUAAUGAAAAGAAUCAACCCAGAAGAACUGCUCAGAACGUUGCAAACUUCAUUUUCGUAACUAACAACGUCUACCCUGUCAAAAUUGAAGUUGGAGACAGAAGAUACGUAGUUUUAAGGGUUAAUGGUAAAUUCAAGGGUCAAUUUGAUUACUUCAAGAAUUUAAUGGAUUCAUGCACAAAGGAAUUUUAUGAUAACCUUUUAACAUAUUUUAUGCAAUAUGACCUUUCAUCAUUUAAUGUACGAAUCAUACCGAUGACUGAAGCCAAACAAGAUUUAAUCGAGUUAUCAACAAAUCCUUUAGAUGUAUGGAUAAAUACACAUUAUGAUGAAUUGUGUGCAGGUAUGACGUGUGAAAAUGCUCUAUUCUGCAAACCAUCAGACAUGAAAGACAAAAACUUUCAAAUGAGCAUUAAGGAUAAAUGUGAAAGGAAACAAAGAAAAAUAGAUGGUAAACAGACAUGGUAUUAUGUUUUGAAAGAAGAAAUGAAAGGAUUAUAUAAACAGGUUGAACCAAACGAUAAUGAGGAUUCAUUUACUGACGAUGAAAUACCUGUAAAUGAAGCUUUAUAA
Molecule: messenger RNA, 669 nt
Organism: Trichomonas vaginalis G3
Lineage: Eukaryota; Parabasalia; Trichomonadida; Trichomonadidae
Exons: 1
Coding region: 1-669 (222 amino acids)
Source: RefSeq, a predicted model, not a curated record